This is a messenger RNA of Pelobates cultripes (western spadefoot toad), 10704 nucleotides long. NCBI's taxonomy places the organism in Eukaryota, Metazoa, Chordata, Amphibia, Anura, Pelobatidae. The record is from the annotation of a GenBank genome assembly.
AUGCAGUUGGAACAUUGCCUCUCUCCCUCUGUCAUGCUCUCUAAGAAAUUCCUCAGUGUGAGCAGUAGUACUUUCCCCCAUCCUGGUGGAUCUGAGCUAGCUUUACAUGAUCAUCCCAUUAUCUCCACUGCUGACAGCCUGGAGAGAGGUUCAUCUCUGAAAAAAACUACCAGGGGGAUGACGAAUCAGUCAGAAGCAGACAAUUUCUCUGAAUCCAAAGACUCACCAGGGGAUGGCCAGAGGAGUAAGCUGUCUCCUGUCUUGGAUGGGGUCUCUGAGAUUCGUCAUAAUUUCGAUGGAUCUACAGCAGAUCGCUAUCUCCUCCCUCAGACCAGUCAGUCACAGUCUGCAUCCUCUGCUCCUUCCACUAUGUUCCCCUAUCCCAGCCAGCAUGGACCAGCUCACCCAGCCUUCUCCAUUGGGAGCCCCAGCCGAUACAUGGCUCACCACCCAGUCAUCACCAAUGGAGCUUACAACAGCCUCCUGGGCAAUUCUUCCCCACAAGGAUACCCGGGCACAGGAUACCCCUACACCCAGCAGUAUGGCCACUCGUACCAGGGGCCCCCUUUCUACCAGUUCUCUGCACCCCAGCCUGGCCUGGUACCUGGGAAAGCUCAGGUCUACCUCUGCAACAGGCCACUCUGGCUCAAAUUCCACAGGCACCAAACUGAGAUGAUCAUCACCAAACAAGGCAGGUAGGUACCAGGGCAGGGAGACAUGCCUGGCUCUUUAAACCAACCAGCACUUACCGACAUACUUGGUUUUAUUUUUCCAGCGACUUUUAGGGACCAAAUCUUAACCCCUGCGCGCACACACACCUACACUGGAUCUUGGUUUAAUUAUUGUUAGUUUUUUAUUAUUUUGUAGUUGUUCAUAUUUCACAAUAUUUACACUUCAUUCAUACACUCACAUAAUGGGCAUUGCAUCCAAAUGUUUCACAAUACAAAGGAUUUCUGUUGCUGUUAUUAUUAUUAUUAUUAUUAUUAUAUUUUUAAGCAUUAAUUAAGAUUUUGUAUGAUUUUUAAAUACCACGUCUGGUUAUCAUUACUGUCCUUUUUUUUCCCUGUUUUUAGCUUUUUACACUUUCAUUUUUGCUGUCCUUUUGUAGCCUUUAUAGAGCACUUUUUGUUUUUUUUCGUUUUUUUUUAAUUUAAUUUUAUUUUUAUAAAUGAUGUAUUUGCCUAAUUAUUCGGUGCAAUUUUAUUCAAUACAUUCCUUGUGCUCUUUCUCCCUCCCCUGCACCGCUAGACGCAUGUUUCCUUUCCUAAGUUUUAAUAUCUCCGGUCUGGACCCCACUGCACAUUAUAAUAUUUUUGUGGAUGUUAUCCUGGCUGACCCAAAUCACUGGCGAUUCCAAGGUGGGAAGUGGGUUCCUUGUGGCAAAGCGGACACCAAUGUGCAAGGCGAGUACCAAUUAACACGUUUCUUUUUAAAUCCCAGACACUUCUUUUUUUAGGUGAGAAACAUUAAUUAAAGCCUUUUGUGUUCAGACUAAGCAGCAUUUAUUGAGCAGAUGAUAGGGAAAAAAAUAAUUGAGGCUGUAGAAUAAAUAUGCAAAUGCUGAAUCUAAAGUAUAAAAUAAAUGAAAAUAAUAAAAUGAUUUUGAUUCGGUGAAGAUUUACAAUGUAUCUCUAAUAACAGGUAACAGGGUCUACAUGCACCCGGAUUCCCCAAAUACUGGAGCCCACUGGAUGAGACAGGAAAUCUCAUUUGGGAAAAUGAAAUUAACGAAUAACAAAGGCGCCUCUAAUAAUACUGGGCAGGUAGGUGCACUGAUAACAUCCCACUGAGCAGGGACAGUAAGUAGAUGUGAAACCCGUUCUAUCGAGUCUCUAGGCUUCCAGCACUAGAUUGGGAUGUAUUUAAUUAUAGCUUGUGUUUCAAUGUAGCCAUCUGUAACCUGCACUUGUGAAUAGUGGAAUCAAUCUGGAAUGAAUUAUUCUGCAAAAACUACAUUAGCUCUGCUAUCUUCUGACAUUUAAAAUAGUUACAUUUUUUUAUAACAGUGUGUUUAGAAAUAUUCUAUCUAUCUCUCUAUCUCUGAUACUAUAUGUAAUAGUCUCAUAGUGUCUAUUAAUUUUUUUUUUAAUUAAUUAAAAAAAUUUUUACAACAGUGUGUGUGUAGAAAUAUCUAGCUAGCCAUUUCUGAUACUAUAUGUAAGUCUCAUAGUGUUUUUUUUUUAAUGAAUUUUUUUUUAUAACAGUGUGUGCAGAAAUAGCUAUCUAUAUGUAAUAGUCUCAUAGUGUCUAUUAUUUUUUAUAUUAAUUUAAUAAAAAAAUUUUAUAACAGUGUGUGUGUGUGUGUGUGUGUAGAAAUAUCUAUUUAUCUAUCUCUGAUACUAUAUGUAAUAGUCUCAUAAGAUAUUAGUACAAGGAAGUUCUACAUUAUUCCAAUAGUUUUUGUAAUUCCUCUGCUGAGGAUUAUAUUUGUCAUUUAUUAAUUUUUUUAUGUGAGCGUAUUCUAGGAUUGGGGACAGUGAGGGCAGUGCUUAUUGUUGACAUGUAAUGAAAGUCCAAGUUCUCUCUGUUUUUCCAUUUGACAUAUUGCUAUGCUGUUUGACAGAUGGUGGUCUUGCAAUCCCUACACAAGUACCAGCCCCGGCUACAUGUGGUUGAAGUGAACGAAGAUGGCACAGAAGACACGACACAGCCUGGAAGAGUUCAGACCUUUACAUUCCCAGAGACCCAGUUUAUUGCAGUCACAGCCUACCAGAACACUGAUGUAAAUAACCCAUCAAAUAUUACAUUUUCCUAGCAGUCUGCAGUGGUUAUGGUAACUUGAGGCAGGUAGCCAGUGUCUUACAAUACAAAAAGAAAACACCCAACCUAGUUUGUAUUUCACUUUGAGUGCCAGAUGAAACUUCCUCACCCAUUAAAGGCCAGAUAUUGCAAAUACAGACCAGUUCUGACCACAAACCUCCUAAUAUUUUAUUUUAGAAAAUUACAAUUAAAAUUUGAAUUAAUUAGAAAAACCGAUCUGUUUUCUGUUUCUGUUUUGAUGUCAGAAUGCUGAGUAAAUGAUUGUUACAGUGGAGUCUGCGUGUUUUGUUUUGUUUUUUGUUUUACCUUCAGUAAAUGUUUGUUUGAUUAGCUUUUAAGUCAGUACAAUGAGUGUAUGAAAAAAUCUUGUUUGUGACAGCCAUAAAAGCCCAUUUAUUUUAUAGUUUUAUGCACAAAUCAGACAGGUAGGUCAGCUGAAAAAUAAGUGCAUAAAGGAAUGCCUGUGUGGAAAUAUUUUUGAGAAACAUCCAUUCACAGGUUAAAAAUGUGGUGUGUGUGUUUGGGGGGGGAGGGGGGUGAAGGAGAGAUUCACCACUUUCUGUAAAAACUCCUAGUUAACGUGUAUCAGGUAAUUAAGAAAGUGUUAAAAUGGCCUUUUCUGUUCUUGUAGAUCACACAGCUAAAAAUUGAUCACAAUCCAUUUGCAAAAGGAUUUCGGGACAAUUAUGACACGUAAGUAACAAUUCUGUAUUUAUUUAUCUUGUUUGUUUCACUUAAGCAAAAUAUGUAUUCAUACAGAUCGCAACAUUUAGAAAUACUAUUUUUUAUUUUUACUCUGUGGCUGUCGAUUUGGGUUUUUCCCCUUCUUGUUUUUAUAAGGAAAUGCCUGUAAUCUUUUUUGUAAAGUAAUUAACCACUCAAUGGGCACAAGACAAGCUGGAAUGACCUAUAUUACCUGCUGUACAAUUACUGAUGAGGAAUCUGUCUCAGAAAAUGCACAGCACAGACAGUUAGGAGAGAUUUUUAAUAUGUAUAUAUUUAUUUUUAAUUUUCUAGCCUGUCUAUAGAGACUUAGAAAUAUAAAGUAUUAGUGAUUUAUAUUACAUUGAAUGGAUGAAGGGCUGAAGAUCUAUUUUCUAAUAUAUAUUUGAUUACUUAUUGGUUAAUUCUAUACAGUUAACACUAACAUCCAGCAGUGCAGAGCAUGAUGAGAAUUGUAGUCCCUCGUGGCUGUCUGUCUGUCUGUGGGAUCAUGGUGUGAGAGUCACACUGUAGGCUGUAGGUUGCAGUUCCCAGUUCCUGGCAAUAAAUUGACUGUAUGGGGAUUAGAUUAGUUGACAAUAAUUUAGUUAUUGGCUAUCACUGCAAUCCAAGCUAUUGUGCUCGUUAACACGUUUGGGUUGAAAUGUACACCUUUUUAUAUUUCCAUUUUAUUUACUGCUAUAUUGUAUAUUUGUAUAUGUUUGGAGUUUUUUGCUGUAAACAAAACAAACAUGUAUAAAAUAUAUAUAUAUUUUUUCAAUAUCACCACUUCUACUUUUUUUUCUUUUUCGGCAUAAUUAUACAUAAUACUUCGUUAAGUAUAUAAAUAAUGUAUACUUUAGAUUUGAAUAUAAUCACACACCCCGUUUAUGUAUUGUUACAAAGAUACAGAAGGAAUUAUUGGAAAUGGUACCAAAAUGAUAUUUUUCAUAACUAGAAUCCUUAUUUGAUGACCGAGUAUUUCAUAUUCUGCAUUUUGAAAGCCUGAUUAUGUAAAUCCUAUAUACUUACUCAGCUAAUCAGGUUCUGAAAGUACAACAUAUAAUGCACUUUGUCCUUAUAUAGCGAUGAUAUAUUAUAGAUAUACUGCAGACUACAUUUAAACCACAGUGCAUGCAUUCAAGCAGGGUGAUAUAUCACACAAAAUACUAUAUCCUGUGUAUUUUAUAUUUUAAAAACACUAUAUAUACGUAUAUAUAUGUGUGUAUGUACAAACUCUCAGAAUCAUAUAGAGUAGUUUACCACAAUAUGCAGAUCUAGCGUGCAAGGUAUUUAUCACACUGUGUUCUGUUCAGUGGAUAUUCAGUUUCAUUGUAAUAUUUACACUAAAUAUCUAGUGUAUACAGUACAAUGUAUUUACAGUAGUAUAUUCAGUGUACAGUACAAUGUAUUCAAUGUAUAUCCGGGGUACUGUUCAAUGUAUUUUCAGUGUACAAUACAUUUACAGUGUAUAUCCAGGGUACAGUACAAUGUAUUUUCAGUAUACAGUACAAUAUAUUUAGUGUAUAUCUAUUCAGGGUACAGUACAAUGUAUUUUCAGUAUACAGUACAAUGUAUUUACAGUACAAUAUAUUUAGUGUAUAUCGAUUCAGGGUACAGUACAAUAUAUUUACUGUUUAUAUCUAUUCAGGGUACAGUACAAUGUAUUUUCAGUAUACAGUACAAUGUAUUUACAGUACAAUAUAUUUAGUGUAUAUCGAUUCAGGGUACAGUACAAUAUAUUUACUGUUUAUAUCUAUUCAGGGUACAGUACAAUGUAUUUUCAGUAUACAGUACAAUGUAUUUACAGUACAAUAUAUUUAGUGUAUAUCGAUUCAGGGUACAGUACAAUAUAUUUACUGUUUAUAUCUAUUCAGGGUACAGUACAAUGUAUUUUCAGUAUACAGUACAAUGUAUUUACAGUACAAUGUAUUUAGUGUAUAUCUAUUCAGGGUACAGUACAAUGUAUUUUCAGUACAAUAUAUUUAGUGUAUAUCUAUUCAGGAUACAGUACGAUAUAUUUACUGUGUAUAUCUAUUCAGUAUACAGUACAAUGUACAAUGUAUUUACAAUAGUGUAUACAGUACAAUAUAUUUAUAGCGUUUAUGUAUUUAGUGUACAGUACAAUGUAUUUACAAUAUAGUAUAUCUAUCACUAUACACUAUAUAUUAUUUUUAGUGGACGUAUCUGCUAUCUAUCGAUCUGUUAUUAUACUCGUAAUAGUAACUCACUGUGUGAUAUCAGACUCUGUAUGAGAUAUAUUGCAGUGAGUACACACACACACACACACACACACACACACACACACACACACACGGUAGUAUUUAAAUUAUAUCACAGUCUGCACACUGUCAGCCAGUGUAUCCAUAUUCACCAACAGAAAUAUACUCUGCUCACUAUAUACUGAUGUCUCUACACAAAAGUACAAAUGAUAACCUGCUCAAUACACUGAGUGCCCUCUGCUUGCUCCACUCUCCUCCCCUUCUCUCCCAUCCCCUCCCGCUGAGCCUCAAAUCUGGGCAAAAAAACAUAUUUCGUUUUUUCUGUAAACUAAGUUUCCAUGUGAGUAUAUUAAUAGUAUAUCCUGAUGAGGCCCGAAUCCUGUGUGAUCUUUUCUGGGCAUUGAAGAAACUAGCUUUGUUCACAAACUGGACCAGCGAUUCACACAUUUUAGGCCAAUUAAUAGAUCUUCAAAAUACUUUUAAUGUUGGCUAAAUUGUCCUGUAAUGUGUCUUCCCCUGUCCUGCUCAGUUUUACCAAAUAAACCCUUAAAACAGAAAUUGUGGUGCAUUGACAAAGGAUCUGUAAAAUUUAGGCCAUAAAGCUAAUUUGGUGAUUUUUUUUUUUUCCAAAUUUUGACUAUUUUGACCAAACAUUUGGAAUUUCAUUGUCAAUCCCCCACACUUUCUAUUUAUUGUGAAACCCUCAAAAGUUUGUUCACUUUAAACACAAGGUUUCGUUGGCAUCUGAUCCUGCUAAAAGCCAGAUUCUUUUUAUUACAACCAUUUAUAUGUGUAUUAAACUAUAACCCCCAUUCCCUUCAAUAACCCAUUCGAGCGAGUUUAUUCACUAAACAGUGAAUUGUUGUGAUGUAUAAAACAAAUCGCAAAAAAAAAAUAGAUGAUUUUUAAAAAAUUAUAAAAAAAAAAUUAGGGCAACUGCACUCUAGUCACAGCCUGGAUCUUUUAGGCAGAAUCUUGCAGUUUGGUUUUAAUUUCACUGCAAUACGCUUUUUAGUGAAUAGCAACUCGCGUUUUUUUAUCACCACCUUUAUGUUGACCGGAUACAACACUCGUGUUUUGUUUUAUUUCUUCUGUUAAAACAAGUAGUGAGAAGCCUGUACAACUUUAUUUUAUUGAUAAUACUUUUGUCAAUGUUUGUAAUUUAAUCAGUGUGAUACAAAGUGACCACUUUCUUUUUUUAUGGACGUUCUAUAUUAGCUAGGCUGCUACAUACCUUGGGUCACUUACCUAGGCGGCUCAGUAUGGGUCACUAUAUGUUAUGUACAUACCUUGGGUCACUUACCUAGGCGGCUCAGUAUGGAUCUCUAUAUGUGAUGUACAUACCUUGGGUCACUUACCUAGGCUGCUCAGUAUGGAUCUCUGUAUGUUAUGUACAUACCUUGGGUCACUUACCUAGGCUGCUCAGUAUGGAUCUCUAUAUGUUAUGUACAUACCUUGGGUCACUUACCUAGGCUGCUCAGUAUGGAUCUCUAUAUGUGAUGUACAUACCUUGGGUCACUUACCUAGGCUGCUCAGUAUGGAUCUCUAUAUGUUAUGUACAUACCUUGGGUCACUUACCUAGGCUGCUCAGUAUGGAUCUCUGCAUGUUAUGUACAUAGCUUGGGUCAGUAUGGAUCUCUGCAUGUUAUGUACAUAGCUUGGGUCAUAUUGUUGCUUAGUAUGGAUAUCUGUAUGGCCUGAAUCACAUAACUUACCUGCUCACUAUGGAUCACAUGAUGCUGUGUACAUACCUUGGGUCAUGUAGCCAGGGUGUUCAGUAUGGAUCUCUGCAUGGUGUAUUAAAACCUUGGGUCAUAUGGUGAGAAUGGUCAGUAUGGGUCACUGUAUGAUGUGUACUUACCUCCAGCCAGGUAGCUAGGCUGCUCAGUGUGGGUCACUGUAUGAUGUGUACUUACCUCCAGUCAGGUAGCUAGGCUGCUCAGUGUGGGUCACUAUAUGAUGUGUACUUACUUCCAGUCAGGUAGCUAGGCUGCUCAGUGUGGGUCACUGGAUGAUGUGUACUUACCUCAAGCCAGGUAGCUAGGCUGCUCAGUGUGGGUCACUGGAUGAUGUGUACUUACCUCCAGUCAGGUAGCUAGGCUGCUCAGUGUGGGUCACUGGAUGAUGUGUACUUACCUCCAGUCAGGUAGCUAGGCUGCUCAGUGUGGGUCACUGGAUGAUGUGUACUUACCUCCAGCCAGGUAGCUAGGCUGCUCAGUGUGGGUCACUGGAUGAUGUGUACUUACCUCCAGUCAGGUAGCUAGGCUGCUCAGUGUGGGUCACUGUAUGAUGUGUACUUACCUCCAGCCAGGUAGCUAGGCUGCUCAGUACGGGUCACUAUAUAUAUAUGUGUAACUGUAUGAUGUGUACUUACCUCCAGCCAGGUAGCUAGGCUGCUCAGUACGGGUCACUAUAUAUAUGUGUAACUGUAUGAUGUGUACUUACCUCCAGUCAGGUAGCUAGGCUGCUCAGUGUGGGUCACUGGAUGAUGUGUACUUACCUCCAGUCAGGUAGCUAGGCUGCUCAGUGUGGGUCACUGGAUGAUGUGUACUUACCUCCAGCCAGGUAGCUAGGCUGCUCAGUGUGGGUCACUGGAUGAUGUGUACUUACCUCCAGUCAGGUAGCUAGGCUGCUUAAUAUAGAUCUUUCUGGUCUAUAACUGGCCUGGUAUGUUCUGCGUUUGUUAAAUUUUUCUUCGUUAUGGAAAUUCAAUAGGUUUUUUUUUUUUUUUUUUAUCCCAAAAAAUGAAGUAAAAUAAAACAAAAGUAAUCAUUGUAAACUGUGUCAUUAACCUCAAUUAACAGCCAGUCUCUCCAUUGUGUUGUAUAGUCUGAUGUUUGUUGCUAGAUAACUAUUUCAGUAAUCGCCCUGGAGAAUAUCAGACACUUGGUGUAGAAUGAUAAAAUAAUUCUAAUAUUUCCAGUAAGGUUAAUAUCUGUAAUACAGGCUUCACCUGAUGGAUCUAAAGGAGAAAAUAUAAACCAGCAUAUUAUAGCUUGCUACAAUACACCUAUAGCUAUUCAUCAACAAUAACGUUAUCACUGCAGACAGAGAUAUACAAUUACUUUAUUAUAACAGGGUGCAAUAAUGACUUCAUUACGGCUCAUGGGAUGCAAUAAUAGCGUUAUUAAAGGGAGGGAGUCAGUGAUAAUUGUAUUAUUACAGUGGGUGUGGUGCUAUAAUAUCUUUAUUACAUUGGGUGUGAAUACAGGUGUAAGGGGGAAAUAAUAACCUUAUUACAUUGUUGGUAUAAUAACGUUAUUACAUUGGGGUAUAAGAACUCUUACACUGAGGGUAUGAUUUUAUGAUUUUGUUACACUGAGUGGAUCUAUAAAACAUUGUUGCAUUGAGGUAUAAUAACUUUAUUACGAUAGAUGGGGGUAUAAUAAUAAUAAAUGACUUAAUGAAAGUGGAUGGGGGUAUAAAAGUACCUUUAUAACAUUGGGUGUAAUAGCUUUAUUAUGACACUGGGUUGCACAUUCUUAUUACACCCAGUUGGAUAAUGAUUUCUUUAUAUCUUUCAGGAUCUACACUGGAUGUGACCUGGACCGCCUCACUCCAUCCCCCAAUGACUCCCCGCGGUCCCAGAUUGUACCCGGUGCUCGAUACUCCAUGGCCACUUCCUUCCUGCAGGACCAGUUUGUUAGUAACUACGCGAAAUCCCGUUUCCAUCCUCCAGGCUCAGUGCCUGGGCCAGGAAGUGACCGCAGUGUCCCUCACACAAAUGGCUUGCUGUCCCCACAACAAGAAGAUCCAAGUGCCCCUUCUCCACAACGCUGGUUUGUAACCCCAGCCAACAACCGCUUGGACUUCACUACCGCCUCUGCCUACGAUACGGCAACGGACUUCGCUGGCAACGCGGCCACCCUCCUAUCAUACGCGGCCGCAGGCGUGAAAGCCCUGCCCCUGCCGAGCGCUGGCUGCGCUGCCCGCCCCCUGGGAUACUACAGCGACCCAACUGGCUGGGGAGCGCGGAGCCCUCCGCAAUACUGCACCAAAUCUGGUUCUGUGCUCUCCUGCUGGGCCCCGUCAGGUAGGGUGGGAGCUGCCAACCCCUAUUUAGCAGCUAGCGGUGAAGCUGACAGUUUGACUGCAGACAGGUCUCCUCUGGGGGAGGACACAAAACCCAAAGACCUGUCUGACUCCAGUUGGAUCGAGACACCUCCUUCCAUCAAGUCCAUGGACUCUUCUGACUCCGGGAUUUAUGAACAGGUCAAGAGAAGAAGACUCUCCCCCUCUAACCCUACAGUGUCAGACAGCUCCUCUCCCCUCAAAAGUGAGGUGCUGCCCUCCAGAGACUGUGAGAAGAACUGUGCCAAGGACUUAGGUUAUUAUGGAUUUUAUACCCACACCUAAACUUUAUCACCCACACCCUGAAAUUCAACUAGCAAGGCAGAAUACCUGGAGGACAAUCACUCUGAUCAUGUUCAUUAUAAUGAUUAUAUGUGGUGCCCUGGGAUCUGCAAUCACAGCACUGACAUUUUGAGUAUGAGGUUUGCAUAGCUUCACCCCUCUAUAGCACCCCCUUACUGCCAUCUGUGGGGCUACCAGGACACUCAUAAACUCUCUGUAGCCUCCUUACUGGAUUCACAGCACUGACACCUUCAUUCACUUGAGCCUUGUGUCUGUUCACCCCCUUCAUUCUCUUCCCUUAAACAACUACACAGUGAUCUUGGCACCACAAAGGUCAUACUGGCGACUGUUAGGCGACAGGGAUUGCGACCAGAGAACAAGCAGCAUAGUCAGCAGUGCAGCUUUUGGGACCAGCACUUCCACGGUUUUCUGAGAGUAGAUGCCUCUUUGUAGCAGUCUUGAUUGGAUCCUAAGCUAAAAUCCAGACAGAACUUCUUCCCAAGGUCAUUGCUUUUCAUGGUAGAUUGCAAAGAAGGUAUGAAUGACUGUACGCAUGGGGCAGUCGCCACUCACCAGAACAGUUCGCUCUUGUAAGCUUUCAAGUUAAGUUUUUAUUAAAUUUACACACAAAGAGAGAUCAGAAACGCUUACAAUGCUCGCAGACCAC